Messenger RNA from Durio zibethinus, 1418 nucleotides. RefSeq names its product ferredoxin--NADP reductase, root isozyme, chloroplastic-like. Lineage: Eukaryota; Viridiplantae; Streptophyta; Magnoliopsida; Malvales; Malvaceae. The record is from RefSeq and is a predicted model, not a curated record. Gene Ontology annotation, molecular function: oxidoreductase activity.
AAGGCCAAGGCAAUCGCAGGGAGGCAAAAGGCGUCUAUUGGCAGUCCCAAAGGACUCUUUCAUCAUUUUUAAAACCCCCACUUCUCAUCUUCCUCGAAAAGCAAAAGAAAAUAAUGGCUCAUUCUGCUGUAUCCCAGAUUUCUGUAGCUGUUCCCGUUGGAAGCGACGUUUCUCUAAGGAGAUCUGUAUUUAAAAAGAGGAACAGUAUAAGCUUUAGUGACAAGUCAUGGGCUUCCAUCUUAUCUUUGGAUUUGAAAUCGCGAAAUGCACAGAAGAUCAAUCAGUACGUGGUAUGCAUGUCAUUGCAACAAACCAGCAAAUCCAAGGUUACAGUUUCACCUUUAGAGAUGGAAACUGCAAAAGAGCCUCCACUAAAUUUAUUCAAGCCCAAGGAACCUUACACAGCUACCAUUGUUUCUGUUGAGAGACUGGUUGGUCCAAAAGCACCAGGUGAGACUUGCCAUAUUGUGAUUGAUCAUGGUAGCAAUGUACCAUACUGGGAAGGGCAGAGCUACGGUGUUAUCCCUCCUGGUGAAAAUCCAAAGAAACCAGGUUCUUCCCACAAUGUUCGUCUGUAUUCCAUUGCGUCAUCCAGGUAUGGAGAUUCUUUUGAUGGCAAGACAGCCAGUUUGUGUGUUCGACGUGCUGUCUAUUAUGACCCUGAGACCGGAAAGGAGGAUCCUUCAAAAAGAGGUGUAUGUAGCAAUUUCCUAUGCAACACCAAGCCUGGAGAUAAAGUUCAGAUCACUGGCCCCUCUGGCAAGAUAAUGCUUUUGCCUGAAGAUAACCCAAAUGCCAACCACAUAAUGAUAGCUACUGGCACUGGUGUUGCUCCAUUCAGAGGCUACCUGCGUCGCAUGUUUAUGGAAGAUGUUACAUUCAAGUUCCGCGGACUUGCAUGGCUUUUCCUUGGAGUAGCCAAUAAUGACAGUCUCCUUUACGAUGAUGAGUUUACCAAAUACGUUCAGGACUACCCAGAUCACUUCCGAUAUGAUCGAGCUCUUAGUAGAGAGCAGAAGAACAAGAGUGGGGGCAAGAUGUAUGUUCAGGAUAAGAUUGAGGAAUACAGUGAUGAAAUUUUCAAGCUCUUGGAUGAUGGAGCACAUAUAUAUUUCUGUGGUCUUAAGGGAAUGAUGCCUGGGAUCCAAGAAACACUGAAGAGAGUUGCGGAGCAGAGAGGAGAGAGCUGGGAUGAGAAGCUUUCACAGCUCAAGAAGAACAAACAAUGGCAUGUAGAAGUCUAUUAAUUUAUUCAUGCCCUGCCUCUAAGAGAUGCAGCAAUGUAGCCAUGGUAGACAAUUUGGCAUUUUCAUUUUUUUAUGGGCUUCACACGAAAACCUUGAUUUAGCUGUCAGCAUACAUUUGUAUGAUUAAAUAAUUGAGCUAGUUUCUUGAUUAAUAUAAAACUAUUAAACAUC